AUGAAUAGGCUACUCCAAGCACCCCUCGGCGCAUUAUUACUGCUAUCCUGCGCCCUCAAUGUCUCAGCGCACGGUGACGGCGAUCACUCGCAAAUCGUGGUUGCGCCAGAUGCAGAUUGGGCGACGCGCCACAUGGCUGAGGAACACCAUAUCUCUGGCUUCGACGCAACCACCUUCUUCAACCUGCACGACUACGACAGCACCGGCAUCUGGACCGACCUAGAUAUCCAACGCACGUACGGGCUCAUCGAUCCCUCCUCCUCGCACAUCUCCACCGUCAAGAAAACAAUGGUCGUGCAAACCGUGCUCAAGAUGUUCGACACGAACCGCGACGGCGCCAUCUCCCUCGCAGAAUACCUCCAGAAGGACGCCGAGAACGUAAAGCUACCAGACUUCGGCAUGGGGCCAGGACACCACGGGGACGACGAAUACGAGUACGAGAUCCACCAUUGGGAGAAGUACCACAGUGGAGAUGAUGUCAAGGAGGAGGAUCUGAAUCACCCGGAGGAUAUCGCGCAUUUCAAACAUCACGAGGAGCUGGAAGCUAGGCAGGAAGAGUGGGAGAGGUUGGAGAAGACGGGCAUUGUAGAGAGGAACAUCCCGGCGAAGUACAGAAGGAAUUGA
Dothidotthia symphoricarpi CBS 119687 is the source of this 624-nucleotide messenger RNA. Its product is annotated as secretory pathway protein-like protein Ssp120. Bases 1 to 624 code for a protein of 207 amino acids. Gene Ontology annotation, cellular component: endoplasmic reticulum-Golgi intermediate compartment; extracellular exosome. Gene Ontology annotation, molecular function: calcium ion binding. The transcript is spliced from 2 exons. Lineage: Eukaryota; Fungi; Ascomycota; Dothideomycetes; Pleosporales; Dothidotthiaceae. The record is from RefSeq and is a predicted model, not a curated record.